AUACAGUGGGUUAGCUUCUUCUUACUUUCUAACUUCACACACAUUCCCAUGUCAUCUUUCAACUUUCAAGCAACUGUUCAUUCGUUCAUUGGUUAUUUUCAUAUUUACAUUGUAUUGCACAAAUUAGUUUACUUUUUUUCAUAAUAUGUACUUAUAAAUAAAAUCACUGCACAGUGUGUGUUAUUGUGAAGUUAAAAAAUGGGGCCCCCACCAAUAGUUACUGGUCUAUCACCAAAUGAGGGCCCUCCUGGGACUCGAAUCAAAAUCAGAGGUGAACAUUUGGGAAAAUCGCCCCAGGAUUUAGUGGGGCUCACGAUAUGCGGCGUGGAUUCUCUUCUCACCGCAGAGUGGAAGUCAGAGAAUAAAAUUAUUGCCAUAUCUGGACCGAUCAAAGGAAAAGGGGAUGUGAUAGUCACUACCAAAUCUGGUGGUGCUGGAACAUGUAGUGUUACAUUUAAAGGAUAUCAUAUUGCCACAAUUGGGCCUAUGAAAGAGAGUGCUGUGUGGGUAGAGGAAACUGAACUCUUCUCAUGGGGUAGACAUUCUUUAUCUCCGAGUAGUUAUCAGCAGGAAGAUCCCCUGGGACUCUCAGUUGAGGAUACGGAGAAAAAAAUUUCCGAAGAUGAUUUAUUGCAAUUCUACCCCAAUAGAAAUGGUGAUAUUACUAGUGAUGACUUUUCACCAGGCUGGUUUCUGUUGGAAAAUCAUCAAGCCACCAGUUUUAAUGACUUACAAGCAGGGCUUGUACAUUUACGACGCAAAGUGAAAGGGCAGAAAGAGGGACAAUUGUCCUUUUUAAAAGCCAACAUCGGUGCUGUGAUGGAUCAAAUAGAUACAUUGGUAAAUCUUAAAGAUAAAUAUGAAACUGAUUCGCCCAAAUUUGGUCAUGAACCCACUUUGAAACUGGAAAAAGCCAUCAAGGAAUCGGAACAUGAGGCAAGAAAAUUGUUUGAUGACGUUCUAAAUCGGAAAGAUCGAGCUGAAAAAACCAGAAAUGCUUUAAACGUUUUAACGAGAUUUCGUUUUCUAUUCUGCUUGCCAUGUGUUAUCGACAGAAACGUAAAGAAGGGCGAUUUCGACAUAGUAAUCAACGAUUAUAUCAGAGUGAAGAACUUGUUCCAUAAAACGGAUAUUCCUAUCUUCAAAACAGCGUUAAAUGAAAUCGAAAAACGUAUAAAUGAACUACAAACUAAGUUGCAUGAAGAUUUGCAAACCAUGCCUAUUACAGUAGAACAACAGAAAAGAUUAAUUAGGUACCUUGUAAAUUUGGAUGCUCCCUAUGAUUCCGCAUGGGAUGCCAUCAAGGCACGUUCUGAAUACAUAAACAAAAAAAUCGGGUUGAUUUACAACUAUCACAAAUCGCAAGAUAAGCCGGAAUCUAAAUCGAAAAGUGGUAGUGCCUCAAAGUAUUCCAAAUAUAACAGCACUCCUAAUACUGAAGUGGCAAUGAUUCCAUCAUGUAUCAGCUUUAUUGAUGAAAUAUGUCUAAGCAUAACGGAAACAUUUCCGGAUCUGUGGAAGAUUGGUCAAGCUUACUUUUCUGGUGAGCUUCAGGUUAAAGUGGAGGCCGGAAGACAAGUGGAGUAUAAAUAUAUAGUCAUGAAUGUUAUCGAGACCUUUUGUAAACAUGUAAGAGCAAACUUAAUUCCAAAUAGCUUAGAUAAAGAUGAUAAAGCCCAAUUCGGUUCUCUAACAUUGCCACGUCGCGAAGAGUUCGCUAUAUAUUUACCAGAACUUUUGCACUCAGUACGAUCUGCAUACUCCACUUUUAUCAAACUUGAUCUACCUGGCGAAGCCCUAGAUAUAGUCAGUCUGUUGCUUUUGGACCUGAGAGUUCAUUGCAUUAGUAUUAUAUUCCAACAAACCGCGGAGCAAGUGAAAUUAUUAAAAGAGAAUUGGAAGAUAAACUAUAGUGGUAAAUACACGGGCGUUACAGAAAUGCCUAUCAAAUUUUUGAAUUUAAUUGAAAACAUGAUUCAAACUGUCAAGGAGUCAGUUUUGUCUAUUGAGCACAGAGAAAUUAGCUUAUUGGACAAUCAAGCAGCGCAGAAGGAAAUGGAAAAACAAAUGACCGUUAUAUUGAACACUUUUCACAGAUUGAUAGUUUAUUAUUCAAGUGACGAAUAUGAAGGUUUCCAAUCGGGCAUUCCCUUAGUGUCUGAGUUAAUACUGUAUAUGCUUCCUCCAAAUGGUGACAAUCAAAUGAACACACCAACAUGGGACCAUGGGCUUCUGAUUACUUUGUCAAACUGUAUAUUUACUAAAACCACGAUCUUAGACACAAUAGCGUCGAAAUUUAACGAAAGCGGCUUACCACCUUUAGAUGCUUCUUUAACCGCUGCCAGAGUUAAAUACGAACAACGGGAAACAAUUAUUUUGUAUAACUAUCUUGAACAAAAAUGCGAUCCUUUAGUAGGAACGAUUGAACCAUCGAUGUACUUGGGCCGAUUUGAUUGGCAUUUACCUGUACAACCAACCGAUCUUCGUCCGUAUGUCAAAGAAUGCCUGAACAAUCUGAUAGGCGUUCACUUUGAAAUUGUCCAUAUUUCACCCACUCUUUUAGAUGCCGUAUUGCCACAGAUUGUGGAAACCGUGGCAGAAGAAUUGUACAGACUAAUGUCGUGUGUCCAGAAAUUUUCCAGAGAAGGCGCUUUGCAAGCCAGGGUGGAUAUUAUGGCUUUGCAUGAAUUUUUAGGCGAUUUUCUUACAGAUAAAGCUACUCGAUACUUUAAAAGCGCUUUAGAUGAUGUACCGCCUAUCGAUCGAACCGAUGAUAUCUUGGUUGAGGAUAUUUUAAGGCAAUGUAGAACAAAAAUGAAAACACAAAUUGCGUGCUUAAAAAGAAAUUGAAUUGUUAGGUAAUAUUGUUUCACUUAACGAAUUUUAAAAUUUAGUUAUAAAUCAUUUGCCCAAGCAACGCGUAUUCAUAUCAUCAAAACGAAACCUGGAAUCAUACUGUGCUCUACGUUAUUUGUGGUAUUAGAGUAAAAUUCUACGAUUUCCCUACAGAGCUUUGUCUUAGUUGAGUAUAUCUUGCAUCUAUUUAAUUAACUGAGAUUCAGUUGAAUUGUUGAGUCAGUACAGUGGGCAUUAUCAGAACAUUUUAAAUUGAACGUUGGCUGAAAAGAGGUGUAUGUUAAAGCCGCAUAUUCUGGGAAAACUAAUGUGAUUUAUUAACUUAACUGAUAAAAAUUAUUGUAUUAUACAUAGAACAAAAUAUUUAUAAGUAGAUAAUAUUAUCAAAUUAUAACAUCAGGUGAA
Molecule: messenger RNA, 3261 nt
Organism: Dendroctonus ponderosae (mountain pine beetle)
Lineage: Eukaryota; Metazoa; Arthropoda; Insecta; Coleoptera; Curculionidae
Product: exocyst complex component 2
Exons: 6
Coding region: 199-2850 (883 amino acids)
Biological process (GO): exocytosis; Golgi to plasma membrane transport
Cellular component (GO): exocyst
Source: RefSeq, a predicted model, not a curated record